GUCCGCCAUAAUUUUAGCAGAAGCAGGUGCGAUGAAUUCGCCGCAAUCAGUAUUCACAAAUGAACCGUUUAUUGUAAAGUAUAACAGGUCUUUGUUGAAUCAGCGUGCAGUGACAUAUACUUCGGUGAGACAGUAAGAGAUUUCAGCUCGGGAAUGUGGCACUCCGAAAUUUGUCAGAAGCCAGCGGAAGUCAGUGAGAAUACAGGAAGUAACCGAGUUCAAUUUUGAUCUGAUGAGUAACCUCGGAAUGAUUUGACUUACAAGUUCACAUUUGUAGGCCGCUGCCAUGAAGAAAUUUUUCUCAAAAAUUGACGGUUCAACACAGCAAAAUGCACAUAUUGGAAAAGUGUUCCAAGUUGGUAGAUACAGUGUCACAGUUGAAGAUGUGAUUGCAGAAGGUGGUUUUGCCAUUGUGUUUUUGGUGAAGGUUCAAAAUGGAUCCCGCUAUGCCCUCAAGCGCAUGUACGUCAACAAUGACCGUGAUUUGGCAGUCUGUCAAAAAGAAAUCAAAAUUGCUAAAGACCUCAGUGGUCACAAGAAUAUCAUCCGUUUCCUUGACUCCAGCGUGGCAGUGACACCAAACAGAGUGUAUGAGGUUCUCAUCUUGAUGCAGUACUGCAGAGGGUCUGUCAUACAGCUCAUGAAUGACCGGAUAAAUACUGGCUUCUCAGAGAAGGAAGUGCUGAAAAUAUUCUGUGAUGUGUCCGAGGCAGUGUCGCGUCUCCACCACUGUCAGACUCCCAUCUUACACCGGGACCUCAAGGUUGAGAACAUCCUCAUUGGAGAAGGGGGCAAUUAUGUUUUGUGUGAUUUUGGCAGCGCCACAGGUCGAACCAUGACGCCAGAGUCACAUAAUGUAAAACAGAUUGAAGAGGAUAUUCAAAAAUAUACAACAUUAUCAUAUAGAGCACCUGAGAUGGUUGAUCUUUAUGGGGGGAAACCCAUCACAACAAAGGCUGACAUAUGGGCGUUGGGCUGCUUGUUGUACAAACUGUGCUUCUUCUCGCUUCCUUUUGGGGAAAGCUCACUGGCCAUUCAGAGUGGCAAUUACACAGUCCCAGAUAACUCCAGAUACUCCAAGAAACUACAUUCAUUAAUAGCCUACAUGCUUGAAGUUGAACCUGAAAAGAGGCCUGAUAUAUACCAAGUGUGUUGUGUUGCUUUCCGUUUGAUGGGCCGGGAAAACCCUGUGCCAAAUAUGAAUUCUUCUGCGUCACCAGACAUGAACUCCCUUCCUUCACCCAUGUCCGAGGCAGAGGCACGUCAGACCAGGACAACAGCACAGAAGUCGGUGGUGUCAUCAUCAAUAGAGAGUACGAGUGUGACACCUCGACAGAGGCCGAAGGGGUCGGCAAUGCCUCAGAGUGGAGGUCUAGGAUUGCCCAUUCAGACUGCUAUAGUACCAAGGAAAAGACCCUCAGUCAGCAACCCUAAUACACCUGUUGAUCCCCAGCAGCCAUCUCCAAGCUACACAGGCCAACAACACCUGGCACCCUCCCCACAGUACCCUCAACAGCCAUCACCACAGUACCCCCCAGGGCAAGCACCUGUCUUCAACUCACAGCAGAUGCAGUUCCUGGGUCAGCAGCAGCUGCCCGUCCCCCAGGGCUCCCAGAUGUACUCGUCCCAGCCCCCUGCAGUGUUACAGCAUGCUCUCAGUGACCAGUACAGACAGCAGGCUAUCUCACAGUCGCAUAGUGCUGAAAACUUAAUAUUCCCUGCCAACUUCUCUGACCCAUUCCAAGAACAGGGAGCAGGGGGCGUUGCCUCUGUGGAAACAGGACAGUUAAUACAGAUUGAUGAUGACCUACAUCACCAUCAGUUACAACAACAACAACAGCAGCAGCAGCAGCAGCAGCAACAACAACAGCAACAACCCGAAGGAGACAACACCACCAUCUGUGUCAACGCAGGAGGAUAUGUUUAAAAAGCCUGUAGUUCCUGCUCCAAAGAUGAACACUGUUGAUGAUAAUCAG
Molecule: messenger RNA, 1976 nt
Organism: Haliotis rubra (blacklip abalone)
Lineage: Eukaryota; Metazoa; Mollusca; Gastropoda; Lepetellida; Haliotidae
Product: AP2-associated protein kinase 1-like
Exons: 11
Coding region: 287-1927 (546 amino acids)
Biological process (GO): protein phosphorylation
Molecular function (GO): protein kinase activity; ATP binding
Source: RefSeq, a predicted model, not a curated record